CUGUGACUUCAUCGAUUUGUUGGCCACGGGAUUUUCAAGAGCAACAUCAGACCAACAUACACACACACACUCAUGCACGCCCGUAGAUAACCGUAACCGGCACCACAGAUCCCAUGACACCGGCUGGUUGGUCGCCAAUCCCUCCUCCCUUCCCAACAGAUGGCCACACAUAAAGGUGCUCCAAACGGUUGGGGAUGCUAGUGUUCGUGGCGCCGCCACUCCAGCGAGAGUUCGCUUGAUGGAGCUGAUCAAACAAUCCAACAAUCACGUUCGCGCCAUUACCGCCUAGAGACACCGAAAACACGGGCGCUGUGCUGUCCGUCGUCGUUGUGACCCGCGAGUGACCGUGAGGAGUGCGUGCGUGCGUGCGUGCGUCCGUGCGUCCGGGGAGAUGUUUUUGUUCUGGGCGUUGCCGGUGCUGUUGUAUCUGGUGUACCGAUGGAGCAUAGCGACGUACGAUUACUUCGAGAAGCGCGGCAUCCCGUAUAUCAAACCGGUACCAUUCUUUGGUCAGGUGUUGGCCUUUUUCACGCAGGAAAAACAUGCCGUCGAUGUGGCCUCGGAGGGAUACAAGAUGUUCCCGGAUACGCGCAUCUCGGGCGUGUUUACGUUACGCACACCCGCCUAUCUGGUGCACGAUCCGCUUCUCUACAAACAGAUGGCGAUCCGGGACUUUGACCAUUUCACCGAUCAUGUGUCGCAGCUGAGCUACGAAACGGAUCCCCUGCUGGCCCGUUCGCUGUUCUUCGUUAACGGUGCCCGGUGGCGUCACAAUCGGGCUGGCCUCAGUCCAGCCUUUACGGCCAGCAAGAUGCGCAACAUGUUCGUGCUGAUAUCGAAGAGUGCGGGUGAUGCAAUGGAGCGGCUGGUGGCGUACUCCAACGGAGAACCAUUCGCGAUGGAACUACGGGAUCUGUACUCGCGGCUCGGUAACGAUGCGAUGACCUCGAUCUCGUUCGGUGUGGAGGUCGACUCGCUUACCGAUCGUGACAAUGAGUUCUUCCACAAGGGUAAGCGGUUGGCCCAGAUUGAUGGUUGGCCGGGAGUGAAGCUACUGAUGACGACGCUGCUGCCCGGAUUGUACCGACUUCUGAAGCUGGGCAUCCUGUACAAGGAUGUGAACGAGUUUUAUCUCGAAGCGGUUUCGACCAACAUCCGGCAUCGGUUGCAGAACCUUCUGAAGCGUCCUGACUUUAUCCAUCUGUUGCUGCAGGCCCGGGAGGACGAGUUGUGUUGUGAGCAGCAGGAGGAUGCGUCGCUGGAGAGUGCCGGCUUCUCGAUGGCCACAACGCACGCCGUUGAUGGUGAUGGAGAGCGGCUCGAGUGGCAGGAUAUUGACAUAACGGCGGCAGCAGCUUCCUUCUUUUUCGGUGGCAUCGAGACGACCGCGACGUUGCUGUGCUUCAUGAGCUACGAGCUGGCGGUGAAUCCUGCGAUCCAGAAUCGUUUACGAUCGGAGAUCGACUCCGUUCGGGGUGAGCUGGUCGAUGGUGUGACGCCAACGUACGAGGUGUUGCAGAAGAUGAAGUACCUCGAUAUGGUCGUAUCGGAGACGCUGCGCCGCUGGACACCGUUCGGUAUAACGAAUCGACGAUGCACCAAGGAUUACACCUUCACGAACAGUGACGGAAAUGUGAUUACGAUCGAGAAGGGCAUGAACAUCUCGAUCCCGUUGAAAUCAUUCCAUCUCGAUGAAAGGUACUUCCCCGAUCCGCUGCGCUUCGAUCCGGAACGGUUUGCAGAUCCAAGCCGAAUCAAUCAGGAUGCGUACGUUCCGUUCGGGACCGGAUAUCGGAAUUGCAUCGGCUCUCGGCUUGGGCUGAUGCAGGCCAAGUGCAUCAUAUUCUACAUGCUGUCGAACUUCAACAUCGAACCCGGUAUCAAGCUGACCAUACCGCUCGUACUAGACGAAACGUCAGCCGGACUGAACGCGAAGCAUGGCUUCUGGAUGAGUUUGAUACCGCGCACCGCUUGAU
Molecule: messenger RNA, 1976 nt
Organism: Anopheles darlingi
Lineage: Eukaryota; Metazoa; Arthropoda; Insecta; Diptera; Culicidae
Product: probable cytochrome P450 9f2
Exons: 1
Coding region: 392-1975 (527 amino acids)
Molecular function (GO): heme binding; oxidoreductase activity, acting on paired donors, with incorporation or reduction of molecular oxygen; monooxygenase activity
Source: RefSeq, a predicted model, not a curated record